AUGGCCGAGCGCCGGGCGGGCACCAAGGGCCGGCGCAUGGGCUCCAGCCGGCGGCAGUUCCUGAGGUCCCAAAAAGCUGCCAGGGAUCACCGCCGGCGGAAAACCGCAUCCCGGAGGGUCCGCUUGGUCCUCCCCAGCCCGGCGUUGGAGGGGGCGGACAGCGAGGAGCGGAGACGAUUCGCAGCCUUCAUGGACCAGCUGGGCACGGACAACGCCUCUGAUGAGCAGGAGAUCUGGGAGCUCUGGGUGAAGCUCCGACAGGAUGAACCCCAACUCCUGGGAAACCCGGAGGACUUUCUGGCCAAGAUGAGGCACCGCAUCCAAGAAGCCAGGAGCAAGAAGGAGGCUUUGGAGGUGACCCUGAACAGGCGUGUGGCUGAGCACGACAAGGAGGUGCAGCAGCUCUGCGGGGCCCUGGAGCAGCAGAUCCGGCCGGAGCAGCAGCAGCUGGAGCAGGAGAGUGUGGUCAGGAGCCGGCAGCACGGCGCGGAGCUGCAGCGGGCGCUGGAUGCCAGCGAGAGGGAGAUGCAGCGCUUGGUCAUGGCACAGAUGGAGCUGGAGACGCAGUGCCGCAGCCUCCGCAGCACACAGCAAACCGCUGCCACCGAAAACCAGCAGCUGGAGGAGAGCAACCGGGUGCUGGAGGAUCGCCUGCAGCAUCUCCACCGGCAGCUCCAGCAGACCCACGGGCACCUGCGGGCUGCCAGGGCUGCAGCAGCUCAGGGGCACGCGGAGGAGCCCGGGGACAGAGCGGUGGCAGAGCUGCCUGGAGAGAUGUCCCUGUCCCCAUCCCCACAGGAUGGUGCUGAGCCCCAAACGGGGAUGGAGAGAGCCCCAGCCCAUGGCACAACCCCCAGGGUCCUGCCUGAGACCUUCUCCAUCCUCGUCGGUCACGAGCUGUUUGAAGGGGACCUGAAAGAGGGACCAGAGGUGACACAGGCUGGUGCGUCCGCGGGAGCCGGGCACCGCAGGGCUCAGGAGCUGGGGACAGAGCAGGGAGAGAGCCCGGAGGAGGCACAGAGGUUGUUAUUCCUGCAAGGAAAGGGCACUGGUGGGAAGGAGCAGAUGCUAAAGGCGGCCGAGCAUCCGCAAGGAGCAGCGGGAGAGAGCGUGGAGGCAGGAGAGGAGGUGCUCGAGGUGGAGGGAGAAGGGUGGAUGCAGGAAAAAACAGGUUGGGAAGAGGCAAAACUCUCGGGAGAAGCUGAGGAAGCGGCAUUAAACCAGGGAGAAAAGCUGGAGGCAGGUCUGGGGCCGCCUGAGGCUGGGGAGGCAGCGGGACGGCGGCUUGGCCCAGCUGCGGGCGCAGGGCUGGAGGAAGAGGCUGAUCCACCAUCGGAGCUCUCCGAGAAACUCGAGAUAAAGCCUGGAGAGCACCUGGAGCCAGAGCCACCGGCCUGGGGUGGGGUGCCAAUGGGAGCAGCCCAUGGGGACAAUGUCCUCCUCGAGGGAGCAGGAGCUGGGCAGGGAGAGGGGGCUGGUGCGGGCGUGCAGCCAGGGGAGGAGGCUGGGAUCCUGGAUAUGGUGAUGGACCAGAGCACUGAUGGACAUGUGAAGCCACUUGGAGAACUGGAUGAGCUCAAACUGACCCCAGGAGGGAGCAUGGAGGCAGAUCUGCAGCUCUCGAGUGAGGCCAGAUGCCCAGGGACAGAGCAGGGAGGGAGUGUGUCUCCAGAUGUGCAACCCCUGGAUCAGGUUGAUAAACCAGCGUUAGGGGAAAUGGAGGCAGAGGAUGCCCAGGCAGACAUGCAGCUCCUUGGGGGUGCCAGCCCAGAAACCCCCCAGGGAGGGGGGGACUGUGCAGCCGUACAGCUCAAGGAGGAGGCUGAGGAUGGGGAAGGGCCAGAGGAGCACGAGCUGACAGAUGAGCCUGUGCUUGAUGCGCAGGGAGCAGGAGCUGGGCAGGGAGAGGGGGCUGGUGCGGACGUGCAGACAGGGGAGGAGGCUGGGAUCCUGGAUGUGCUGGAGGAGCAGAGCAGGGAUGCACAUGUGCAGCUCCUUGCAGAGGUGAAGGAACUCAAAUCAGCUCCAAGAGGGAGAAUGGGGAUAGAUCUGCAGCCCUUGAAAGAGGCUGGCUCCCUGGGGACAGAGCAGGGAGGGAGCAUGGCUCCAGAUGUUCAACCCCUGGAUCAGGCUGAUAAACCAGCGUUAGGGGAAAUGGAGGCAGAGGAUGCCCAGGCAGAUGUGCAGCUGCUUGGGGGUACCAGCCCAGAAACCCCCCAGGGAAAGGGGGAUGGUGCAGCCGUACAGCUCGAGGAGGAGGCUGAGGAUGGGGCACAAGGACAGGGUGAGCAGGAGCUGCCAGAGGAGCCUGUGCUUGAUGCCCAGGGAGCAGGAGCUGGGCAGGGAGAGGGGGCUGGUGCGGGCGUGCAGCCAGGGGAGGAGGCUGGGAUCCUGGAUGUGGCGGAGGCCCAAAGCACUGAUGCAAGUGUGCAGGCAGAGGAGCUCAAACCACCCUCGGGAGGGAGCACAGAGGCGGAUGGGACCCCCCUGGGUGCAGCUGGGAUGUGGGUAGGGGAGCAGAGCUGGGCUCCUGGUUCGGAGGCAGGUCUGGGUGCAGUUCACACGGCAGACAUGUGGGAGGAGGCUGCGGGUGUCCGUGUGUCCCCUCCACCCGAGGCCGCAUUGUGUCCUGAGCAUGCUGCUGCUGCCAAGGGUCCUGGGCUGGAAGCAAAGCUGGGAGCGCUCCCUGGUCCUGAUGGGCAAAUCCCUGAGGAUACCCAGACCCUGGAAUUAGCACAGGGAGAGAGGGAUGCUGCAGAGGGGAAGCCUCUGGAUGGAGCUCAAGGGCUGGAAGUGAUGCAGGGGGAGAGGCUGGAGGCAGGGGCGAGAAGUUUAGUCAAAAUUCAGGGUGUAGGGAUAAGGCAAGAUCAUGAUGCUGGUGCAUCUGCGCUGCCCACCCCGGUCUCCGAGGUGCCGUUCCAAAUCAGCACGCUAGAGCUGGAAACGCUGAUGCAGGAGGAUGUUCUCGUUCCAGAUGUGCGUCAGCUGGGCGCCUCGGGACAGGCAGCCCAAAGCCAGCUCCAGGAGCAGGUCUCAGCACAGGGAGAUGAGGGGAGGCUCCACUCUGCUUCCCGGCAGCUGGAGGAGAAGCUGCUGCACAUGGUGGAAACGGAGCAGGUAGCUGCUGGAUCUGCCAAGCCUCCCAAACAAGAGAUGCCACCAACGUCAACCCUUCGCAUGGGGGUCCAGCAGGAGGAAGAUGCUGGGAACGAUCAGUCGGGGAUGGACGUUGGAGACAGCUCGCUGGGGGAUGCAGCCAACAGCAAGAUGCAGCCUCAAAGGCAGCUCUUGGGAGAACAGAGGGAAGAUCUUGACGUUGGUCGGUGGGAGAAGAAGCAAGCGGCUGGGCGGAAAGCAAGCCAGCAAGGAGAGCUCAGACAUGGGGAGCCAGGGGCUGUGACUGCAGGUGGGGCAGGAGCUGCCCCACGGGGUUCUCCUGUGACUGCAGGUGGGGCAGGAGCUACCCCACGGGGUUCUCCUGAAGCCUCCCCGGACCCAGACCACCUCUACAAUGUGCUGUUCGUCGGGGACUCCCACGUGGGCAAAACAUCGUUCCUGUACCGGCUGCACGCCGACACCUUCAACCCACACCUCACCGCCACAGUGGGGCUGGAUUAUCAGAUCAAAAACCUCGUCGUGGACAACAAGCGGUUUGCUCUCCGCCUGUGGGACUCGGCGGGGCAGGAAAGGUACCGCAGCAUCACCAAGCAGUUCUUCCGGAAGGCGGACGGCGUCGUGCUGAUGUACGAUAUCACGUCGGAGUAUUCCUUCUCGGACGUGCGGUACUGGCUGAGCUGCAUCCAGGAAGGAGCAGAGGAUGGAGUUGCUAUUCUGCUUCUUGGGAACAAAACCGACUGUGCUGCAGCGAGACAGGUCCCUACCGCCGAGGGGGAGCGCUUGGCCAAGGAGCAUCAGCUCAUGUUUUACGAAUGCAGCGCUGCCUCGGGUCACAACGUCUGCGAGUCCAUGGUCAGCUUCAUCAGGCUGCUCAAAGUUCGUGAAGAUGAAUUGAAAAAGAAGGCAGAGGAG
Molecule: messenger RNA, 4029 nt
Organism: Pterocles gutturalis (yellow-throated sandgrouse)
Lineage: Eukaryota; Metazoa; Chordata; Aves; Pterocliformes; Pteroclidae
Gene: RAB44
Product: RAB44, member RAS oncogene family
Exons: 14
Molecular function (GO): GTPase activity; GTP binding
Source: RefSeq, a predicted model, not a curated record